Molecule: messenger RNA, 3111 nt
Organism: Anopheles coustani
Lineage: Eukaryota; Metazoa; Arthropoda; Insecta; Diptera; Culicidae
Gene: Miro
Product: mitochondrial Rho GTPase
Exons: 6
Coding region: 223-2175 (650 amino acids)
Biological process (GO): small GTPase-mediated signal transduction; mitochondrion organization
Cellular component (GO): mitochondrial outer membrane
Molecular function (GO): calcium ion binding; GTP binding; GTPase activity
Source: RefSeq, a predicted model, not a curated record
UAAACGUGUGUGAGCGUAGAAGGUCGUGUCAACGGGUCUUCGCGGUGGCAUUAACGCAGAGCCAGUGCCAGUGACACCAACAACGGCCCCGACGACAUCCCUUCGAGGUUGCGCUUACUCAUUUUGGCAUCGGCAGAAAACACCCUCGGUUGCUUCCCGUUCCGGUCAAUGUUGCUAGUUCACGUGAACACCGUCAUCUAAGCAAACCGCAACGAUAGAGCAAUGGUUGCCUGGUCAGUGUCUCACCGGCGACACGUUCGCAUACUGCUGGUGGGCGACCAGGGAGUGGGCAAAACAUCGCUCAUCCUUUCGUUGGUCAGUGAAGAAUUUCCGGAGGAUGUGCCACCCAAGGCGGAAGAGAUCACCAUCCCGGCAGACGUCACACCGGAGCAAGUGCCCACCAACAUAGUCGACUAUUCUGCCGCAGAGCAAUCGGACGAAGCGCUUGCCGAAGAAAUCCGGAAGGCCCAUGUCGUCUGCAUCGUUUACUCCGUUGAAUGCGAGGAAACACUCGACGGCAUCACCGAACGAUGGCUUCCGAUGGUGCAGAAAUGUUCUGAGCUUGAGCGUAAACCGGUUGUUCUCGUUGGCAACAAAAUAGAUCUCGUGGAUUAUUCGACUAUCGAUCAUGUCCUAUCAAUCAUGGAAGAUUACCCGGAGGUGGAAAGCUGCGUUGAAUGUUCGGCCAAAACCUUGCACAAUAUCUCGGAAAUGUUUUACUACGCCCAGAAGGCAGUGCUGCACCCAACUGCCCCAUUGUACAUCAUGGAAGAUCAGGAUCUUACGGAAGCAUGCAAAAAGGCGUUAGUGCGUAUCUUCAAAGUGUGUGACAUCGAUGGCGACGGGUUGCUGAACGACUACGAGCUGAACCACUUCCAACGACGUUGCUUCAAUGCACCACUGCAGCCACAAGUGCUUGAUGAGGUGAAGGCGGUGCUGAUGAAAAACACACCCGACGGCAUCCGGGAUGACUCGGUGACGCUGAGCGGGUUCCUCUUCCUGCACUGCCUGUUCAUCCAGCGCGGUCGCAACGAGACAACCUGGGCGGUACUUAGACGCUUCGGUUACAACGAGUCACUCGAGAUGAGCGACGAAUAUCUGCAUCCGCCGGUUAAGAUACCUCCCGGCAGCAGCACGGAACUGUCACACCGUGGGCAACAGUUUCUAAUCUCGCUCUUUGAGCGCAGUGACCGCGAUGGUGAUGGUGCCCUUUCGCCGGCCGAGUUUCAGAAACUUUUCAGCGCCUGUCCGAGUCCGCCGUUCUCCACCGACAUUAAGCGCACGAUUCCAACGAACGAAAAUGGAUGGCCCACGCUGCACGGAUGGCUUUGCCGCUGGACACUAAUGACGUUGGUGGACGUGCAUCGGACGCUCGAGUAUCUCGCCUACCUGGGCUUUAGUGUGCACGAGAACGAGUCGCAACUGGCCGCUAUUCACAUCACGCGCGAGCGGCGCCUGGAUCUAGCCAAGAAGCAGAACAGCCGCUCGGUGUACAUGUGCCACGUGAUCGGUCCAAAAGACUCGGCCAAGACCACCUUCUGUCGCGCGUUUCUAGCGCAGGACAUGAAGCGCCUGUCCGAUCGCGACAUCCGGCACAGCAACCGGUACGCGAUCAACACCGUGCAGGUGUACGGGCAGGAGAAGUAUCUGGUGCUGCGGGACGUGGAUGCACGGCUCGUGCUCGAUCCGCUGCAGCCGGGUGAGGUGAACUGUGACGUUGCCUGCCUGGUGUACGACAUCGGCAACCCGAAGUCAUUCGAGUACAUCGCGAGGAUAUACAUUAAAUACUUUGCCGAAAACAAGAUCCCGGUUUUGAUCGUCGGCACCAAGUCGGACCGGGAGGAGGUCCGACAGGACUAUCUGCUGCAGCCACCGGACUUCUGCCACAAGUACAAGCUGCUACAACCGCAGUUCUUCAGCGUGAAGCACAAUAAGAAGGAUGUCUACACCAAGCUGGCAACGAUGGCAGCUUUUCCUCGAUUCCAAGCGGCGUGGAUUCUAUUUUAUAAACAUAGAUUGGUUCAGCUGUGGGAAACAACCCACCUGAAGCAGUUUGGAAUGAUGUCCGGUGAUCCGUUGCUAUGGUGGAAGGCCGGACUCGGCAUUGCGGCCGCCACGAUCGUCGGCUUUUUCGUGGUAAAGGCGUUCCACGGACCGGGUUCGGCGGGACGAUGAGAAGUGUGCGGACCCCCGUUUCGUGUCGUUUAAGUUUCAUUUUUCUCUUCUGCCGUGUAAAUAGACAGCCUACUCAACAUCCAGUGCUACCAACCAGGCCGAACCGAACAACCUGUGCAACUUGUGCAUUAGUUAGCUACACACAAUCGUACACGGAGUUCUGCUGGGACUGCUUUUCUUCUUAGCAGCAGCCUCCAUCUUAUACCAUUUUCAUGUAGCCAAACAGCGUUUGGAAGCUAUCGUAGCGAUUCAACAUAUACGUCGGGUGCCGUACACGUUUUACAGUUACCGAACCGUAGUUUCGUCAAAAUUGUACAAGGCUCUCCUUAUAGUAGUCAGUUUUUACACCCAAAACAAACCUCCCAGUUAUUUUAUACUCGUCCAAAAAUUGUCAGUAUCUUCUCUGGGCUUUAAUUUGGAAUUGCUUCGUUCAAAACAACCGCUUGGGUGUUCUUUACUCUUAGUUUCCUUAUUAAAAUAUAUAUGUAGUUACUCUAAAAUAAUCAACAUCAUAAGUCUGACACACGAUGGUUGGUCAUAUCGUUCAUCGCACCGUUUGUGAGAACAUAAAUUAGAUCGCGCGUUUAUUUAAUUACUAUUUUCAGCUCUACGGUCCAAUUUAAACGCUAAUAAAACAAUUAAAGGAAACCAUCGGGCAAAGGACCGGAAUAGUCUACUUAACAGCGUUUCUUGAAACCCAAUCGUUUUAAGCUAUUAAGGAAAUCCUAGCAUCUGAGAGAUUGAUCCUUAAACAGAACGGUUGGCUGGCUUUGUAUAGAACACGGAGGAAGAAACACAUCAGGCGCCAAAACUGCAACCUGUGUUUGAUUUAGGAAAUUAGUGCUUUGCAAAUACCAUCCAUUAAAGAGUGAUCUCUCGCCGAUCGCUAGGUAAAUGCAGAUAACAGAAAUACAACCACGCAUUAUUCUUAAUGAA